GAAAUGGAGCUGAGGGGCAAUUAGUGGGCAAGUGGUUCGACUAUGUAGAGGAAAUGUGCGGGAGAAGAGCUUCUCCAAAGGCCCAACAUCUUCUCCAACAACUCAGCCAAGACCACACGCUAGACAGUGGGAAAACAAAACUUUUUUUUUCCUGCUCCAGAGACGUUCGGCUCGCUCCUGAGCUCGGUCUCAGCUAGUUUACUUCAUAGCAGCGCUCCAGCAGAACGUUUGGUGAAGUUCCGAGCGGCUCUCGGGCAUCUUCGUCUCUGCCCACGAUCGCCACACACCGAGACGCGGAUUAUAGUCUUCAGUCCGGACGCUCACGUGACCACACCUGAGUGGAUUUCUGGCCCGUUCGUGUCCUUCCUGACCUUAAAACAGCGAGAAAUGUGCGUGCUGGUGUCAGUCGUGCCGGUCCUCGCUGCUUUCCUCGCGCUUUCUCCAGCUCAGUGUUCCCCCUCAACCACUACACAAAGCACCUCCAAAGUGAUCCUGUUUCAGGAGGUGUGGGGGCGGAGCUUCUGCCGCACCAUUGAGAAGCUGGUGGAGGUAGUGCAGGAGUAUCCUGGGGAGGUGGAACACAUUUACAGCCCUUCUUGCGUUCCAUUGGUACGUUGUGCUGGUUGCUGUGGAGACGAGAACUUGGAGUGCCAUCCCACACUUACCUCCAACAUCACUAUGCAAUUAUUAAAGCUGAAGCCAGCAGAGAAGAGCCAAGAGUAUGUGGAGAUGACUUUCGUGGAGCAUAAAAGCUGUGAAUGUAGACUAAGAAAGCCUACACCGAAACAUGACAGACGGAGACCAAGAGGAAGAGGAAGAAAGAGGAAGGAGAAACAGCGAGUAAAGGACUGUGAUGGGUGUCAGCCUCCUCGAAGGUAAAUGCAGUCCCACCAUGCUCUCUGCCCAUCCUGUGCAGUCAGCCCCUUCAGUGCCAGCCCCACCAUCUGUCCCCCCCUCGCUCUUCACAGCCUCCUGUGUCUCCUCCACCACCACAUCCAAGGUGCAGGGUUGUCAUGGUGAUGGGGAGAUCACCCUAGCCACCCUGGGGGACAUUUCAUAUACAGGAAGUGCCUGGUGUGUGGUGACAUGUUCUGACAUGCUUCGCAUGAAGCACAACAGUGGGCCCACCUCAGUGUCUGAGGUGAAAAUCAGCCCACAGGACUACAAAUUUGAUGAUGCUAUAACUGAAACAUUAUUAUUAUUAUUAUUAUUAUUAUUAUUAUUAUUAUUAUUAUAUGGUCUCUUACCCCUUUUAUUUAUUGCUUGCAAACCAGUAGAGAAAAACUUGUUUUUGGUUGUUUUGGACUAAUUACUUAGCUAACAUAUAGCAUUAGUACAAAUUGGGAUUUUUUUCCUUUUCAAGCAUUAAGGAACAGGCCAAUCUGAAUCACUUAAAACAGUUGACUAUACCAGAAAACCGAAGUUCACCUUUUGUGAUGCUCAUUCGUUGACUUGAUUAGCUGUUUCCUAUGCAGUAUUAAAGAGUUCUCAGAAUGCAUGUAAUUACCGUUGCAGAUAGUCCUUCUUUUAGUUUUACUUACCAACUAGAGGUUGUAACUCUCUCAUAACCGUAGUUAUUUCAUAAUUUGACCUGUCCAGUUUCUAGAUUGGUUGUCAACUGAGUAAAAAUAAGCAUAAUCCAAAAUAUCCUUUACCAUGUCCAUUGGGAAAUAAUGGGCUGCGUUACAGGCCUGAUACAAUUCAGAUAGGUGUUGCCCCGUUGUCAAGGGACAUGCUGACCUCUACUGGUAUCAAGACAACAGUUACACUGUGUUUCCAUUUUCCAGACUUAGAGUAAAACUACACUGCUGUACACAAUGAUGGCAGUUCAUGAGCUGAUGAAUUUAGUACAACUGUGUCCAAGUUUGAAUUCCCCUUGUUUUGUUGUUUUUCUAAGGGGAACAAAUGUAAAUAUGGCAUUUUCCUGCAGAUUUUUGUGCACAACUUAUGUUUAU
Molecule: messenger RNA, 1955 nt
Organism: Pygocentrus nattereri (red-bellied piranha)
Lineage: Eukaryota; Metazoa; Chordata; Actinopteri; Characiformes; Serrasalmidae
Gene: pgfb
Product: placental growth factor b
Exons: 7
Coding region: 388-879 (163 amino acids)
Biological process (GO): vascular endothelial growth factor receptor signaling pathway; positive regulation of angiogenesis; response to hypoxia
Cellular component (GO): membrane
Molecular function (GO): chemoattractant activity; vascular endothelial growth factor receptor binding; growth factor activity
Source: RefSeq, a predicted model, not a curated record